Molecule: messenger RNA, 2430 nt
Organism: Salvia splendens (bonfire salvia)
Lineage: Eukaryota; Viridiplantae; Streptophyta; Magnoliopsida; Lamiales; Lamiaceae
Product: pheophytinase, chloroplastic
Exons: 5
Coding region: 663-2258 (531 amino acids)
Biological process (GO): chlorophyll catabolic process
Cellular component (GO): chloroplast
Molecular function (GO): pheophytinase activity
Source: RefSeq, a predicted model, not a curated record
CUGGUCACUCUCUGUUUUUUGUAACUAAAUUAGUUUAUUUAACUGAGGAAUUAAGUUCAUUGGACAUUGUCUGAGGAAUUGCCAAAUAUGUGGACAUAAUUUGCAUUUUUAUCAGUAUAUGGAUGCUUCAAAAUCUUAAGACUAUGUCAUUACAACACUGUGGAAUUAUUGUAUAUCUAGUUCAGUUCUCUCAUUUUGAUUGAAAGAAAUGUGAUAUGUAGAUUUUAAGAGGAAUGCGUAUUAUACAGUUGUAUGAUUCGAUUAUUUAUUUGGACCGAAUUGAAAAGAUUUAGCUCAGAAUUAACUCUUCGAUUUGAAGAUUAAGGGGUAGAUCGAGCUAUAAUGGAAGUGCAACAUAAGUUUAUGGAAAAACCAAAGAAAACGAAUGAUCGUGAGAGAAAUGAAUGAUCGCGUUUAGUUUUGAGGAUUAGCCUGCAUUGAUAAUAGUAUUAUAGUAGUAAUCCAUUAUUUACUAAGAUGGAUUGGAAUUUUGGAAGGCCCUUGUUAAUUUCUCUCUCUCUCAACUAAUUUUGCUUGAUUUGCAUCUCAUUGAACGGGUGGGAUUAAAGAAUUCCUAGCAAUGAGGAUAAAGAUACUCAAAUCAUGUAUCUUAUUGAUCAUGGAAAGUAAGCAUGUAGUGUUAACUUGAAUUUGUUGUAUUAAUGACUUUUUUUCAUUUGGUUUACACUUCCAGGCAGGGGCUCCGGACGAUGGAGAUCAUUUCUUGCCACGCUGCACGCUGCUGUUAUGUUUUAGACUUUAGAGGGGUUAACCACUUGAGCACACGGAGAUCCAAGCUCCCCAUUCUGAGGGGGGAGAGGUUCUUUUAUAUUUUAUCAGAACCAGGGUCUGCGUCUUCAAGAUAUUCUCGUGUAGAUAGUCUGAGGUCGAUGAGGCUCCACCAACAUCGAAGGUCAGGGAGGGUUUACUCUCGUGACAAGUAUGAACAUGCUGGUUCAAGUGUCGUAGCUGAAACUUCUAACUCUUAUAUACUUGAUGGUGAAGAGGGUGGUAGCAGUGUGUCUGAUGGUGUUCGGUCAAUCCCCAAGGUGUCGAUUCCUAGUUUGCCAGACGGAGGAAAUGGUGAUGGUGUAGAUUUUAUCAGCAGCCGUUUCUGGGAAUGGAAGCUGAAGUUAAUUGUUCAUUAUGAUACAUCAGGUUCUGAGAAUACUGAUUCCCCACCAGUUCUCUUUCUUCCUGGAUUCGGUGUGGGGUCGUUUCAUUAUGAGAAGCAGCUCAAAGAUCUUGGUCGUGAUUACAAAGUGUGGGCUUUAGAUUUUCUUGGCCAGGGCAUGUCAUUACCGGUUGAAGAUCCAACUUUGCAGUCACAAGAUAGAGAAAAGGGCUCGUUAGAUGGAGAAACAAGUGUGUGGGGAUUCGGAGAUGAGAGUAAGACUUGGGCCGAAGAACUAGUCUUUUCAGUUGAUCUAUGGAGGGAUCAAGUACGCUGUUUUAUACAAGAGGUGAUUAAAGAACCUGUUUAUCUUGUGGGAAAUUCUCUUGGAGGGUUUGUGGCUCUGUAUUUUGCAGCAUGCCACCCUGAAUGGGUAAAAGGUGUAACUUUGCUCAAUGCAACGCCGUUUUGGGGAUUUCUCCCUAAUCGUGAAAGAUCUCCAAGACUAUCGCGACUCUUUCCCUGGGCGGGAACGUUCCCUCUCCCUUCUAGCCUCAAAAAGUUUAUCGAAAUUCUAUGGCAGAAAAUAAGUGAUCCAAGAAGUGUCACAGAGAUACUGAAGCAAGUUUACGCAGAUCACACAACUGAUGUUGAUGAAGUGUAUUCUCGUAUCGUUGAAACCACACGACAUCCAGCGGCUGCUGCAUCGUUUGCUUCUAUUAUAUUUGCUCCUCAGGGGCGAUUAACCUUCGAGGAAAAUUUAGAUAGGUGCCGGAUGAACAAAACACCCAUUUGUCUCAUGUACGGGAAGGACGACCCUUGGGUGAGGCCUGUCUGGGGUUUGCAGGUGAAACGUCGAGUUCCAGACGCUCCAUAUUACGAGAUAAGCCCUGCCGGUCACUGCCCCCAUGACGAGGUUCCUGAGGUUGUGAACUUUCUCCUGCGUGGUUGGAUCCGGAACCUGGAGUCGGAUGGUUCGGCCAUGCUGCCUUUGCUCGAUGGGGAAAGCAGCGAGCAUGGCGUCUGCAAGGACUUGGAAUUUACGAGAGAAGGUUCUAGAAGAUCGGUGCAGGUGCAGUUCUAUGGCUCCAAGUUAUCUGUCUGGAAUUGGUUAAAUUAUCAGCUGAAAGCUCUUUUCAUCUGAAACAGGUAGAAAUAAUGGCCUUUUGUAUAAUCAUGAUUUUUGGUUAUUAGUCUGCCUACUGAAGUAUCCUAUCAAAUCACUUUAUAGAAAAUGUUGUGAAUUUUAGUCACAAGACUAGUUUUCUUUAGUUAUCAAAUAUGGGAAAUUAGUUACUGAUUUUGUGACUUGAGCU